This is a messenger RNA of Mugil cephalus (flathead mullet), 6759 nucleotides long. It is a transcript of the gene myofl, whose product is annotated as myoferlin like. Gene Ontology annotation, cellular component: membrane. Bases 117 to 6275 code for a protein of 2052 amino acids. Lineage: Eukaryota; Metazoa; Chordata; Actinopteri; Mugiliformes; Mugilidae. The record is from RefSeq and is a predicted model, not a curated record. The transcript has 54 exons. Gene Ontology annotation, biological process: plasma membrane organization.
GAUUGAGGCUGCCCUUGUCCCCACCUCUUUACAUCUGUGCCUUUCAGUUCCCUGUAUGAGAGGACUCCCUCUGCGGACUAUGACUUUACAUUGAUUAAACAUUGGACUUUAUCAACAUGCUGCGGGUCAAUGUUGAGUCCGCAUAUGGGAUCCCCAAAAAGAAACUUGGAAACCCGGAUCCAAUAGUUGGUGUUGUCUUCAGAGGCGAAAAGAAGAAAACCAAAGCAAUUGACAAUGAACUGAAUCCGGUUUGGAAUGAAGUGCUUGAAUUUGAUCUGAAAGGCUCUUCUCUGGAUGCGUCUUCAUUCAUCAGCGUGGUUGUAAAAGACUAUGAAACGAUCGGAAAAGACAAAUUCAUUGGCUCUGCAAAGAUCUCAUUAAGAGACUUGGCCGGCGGUCACGUGAGGUCCCUCCCAUCCAAGAAUGUGCCCUUGGUCAAUGAGAAGCAGCAGCCUGUCGGGGCGACCAUUAAUCUGCUCAUUGGGUACGAGCCACCUCCCAACACCGCUCCAGACCUGAACGACCCAUCUGAUGGAGACAUGUCGCAGGUAGACGCUGGCGGCGAGGAGGGUGAUGAAGGGGAGGCAGACAUGGACGGGGGAGACCAGGGUGGAGGUCCGGGAGUUCCUGUUUCACCAAACCAGCCUGGGAAACCCGGUCAUAAGCCAGUCCGUGUCAGUCGUAAGAGACACAGAGCCCUGGCCAAUAAGCCUCAGGACUUCCAGAUUCGUGUUCGGGUCAUCGAGGCUCGGCAGAUGCCUGGCAACAACAUAAAGCCGGUGGUUAAGGUGAAUGUAUGCGAACAGACCCACAGGACUAGAAUUAGAAGAGGAAACAACCCAUUCUUUAAUGAGAUGUUUUUCUACAACGUUAACAUGCUCCCCUCAGAGCUGUUUGAUGAGAGCAUCAGUCUUCGGGUUUACGACUCCUAUUCUCUCAGAGCUGACAGUCUAAUCGGAGAGUUCAAGCUGGACGUCGGCUACAUCUACGACGAACCUGGUCAUGCCAUCAUGAGGAAGUGGCUGCUCCUGAGCGAUCCUGAUGACUCCAACUCGGGGGCCAGAGGUUACCUGAAAGUCAGCAUAUUUAUUGUCGGCACUGGAGACGACCCACCGAGUGAGAGAAGAGACUCAAGUGAGGAGCAUGACGACAUAGAGAGUAAUCUACUGGUGCCAGCUGGUGUCACAAUGCGAUGGGCCACUCUGACCCUUAAAGUUUACCGUGCUGAGGACAUGCCGCAGAUGGAUGAUGCCUUUGUUCAGACGGUGAAGCAGGUCUUUGGAGGAGAUGGAGACAGGAAAAAUCUGGUUGAUCCAUAUUUGGAAGUCAGCUUUGCUGGGAAGAAGCUGUGCACCAAAAUAAUUGAGAAAAAUGCCAAUCCAGAGUGGAAUCAACUCAUCAAUCUCCAAGUCAAAUUCCCAUCCAUGUGUGAACGCAUCAAGCUGACCAUGUAUGACUGGGAUCGUCUGACCAGGAAUGACGCCAUUGGAACAACGUUUCUGAAUCUGAGCAAGAUGUCUUCCUCUGGUGGAGAGAUUGAAGACACACGGCCUGAAAAUUGCUCCACGGUCUCUGAAAUGAGCCCAGCUGCAUCAGAGGUUGGUUUUCUCCCAGCCUUUGGACCUUGUUACGUCAACCUGUAUGGUAGCCCCAGAGAAUUCACUGGACUGCCUGACCCAUAUGAUGAGCUCAACUUUGGGAAGGGAGAAGGGGUCGCAUACAGGGGGAGGGUCCUCGUUGAACUAGCCACCCAGUUGGACGGAAAGGUUGACAGGAACGUGGAUGAGCUCUCCGGUGAUGAUAUCCUGGUGGCACAGAAAUACCAGCGGAGGAGGAAGUACUCCCUGUGCGCUGUGUUCCACAGUGCGUGCAUGCUCCAGGAGCCGGGUGAGCCAAUCCAGUUUGAGGUCAGCAUUGGUAACUAUGGGAACAAGCUGGACUCCACCUGCAAGCCCCUGGCUUCCACCACCCAGUACAGCUUUGCUGUGUUUGAUGGUAAUCACUACUAUUACCUGCCGUGGGCUGACACUAAGCCUGUAGUGAUUCUCACUUCUUACUGGGAAGACAUCAGCCACCGCCUGGACUCCGUCAAUGUCCUCCUGUUCAUCGCUGAGAGACUGGAGUCCAAUCUGACUUCAUUAAAAACCGCCAUCACAGCCAAGGUGUCUGAAACAUGUCUCACAGAGAUUUGGGUCAAACUCAUAAACCACAUGAUUGAGGACCUUGAGAGUCUCAAGCUUCCAGCACUGGAGGGUCAACCAAAUCUUACAGCCUUGGAUCUUCAAAUAAAAAAUCUACGUGACGCUGCCGUGGAUAAAAUGAAACAAAUGGCCAGUCGCAUGAGAGAAGAGGCCAUGGAAGUAAAGGCUACGGUUUGUGACAUUGAAGACUGGUUGGACAGAAUCAAGCAGCUGGCAGAAGAGCCUCAGAACAGCAUGCCGGAUGUGAUCAUAUGGAUGUUGAGAGGAGAGAAGCGGGUGGCUUACGCCCGAGUCCCAGCCAACGAGAUCCUGUACUCUAACUUCAGCGAACAGGCCCGUGGCAAACACUGUGGAAAGACCCAGACCAUCUUCAUGCAGUACCCCAUGGACAAAGACAAAGGCAUGAAGAUCCCCGUUCAGCUGAGGGUCAACAUGUGGCUCGGCCUCUCAACCCAUGAGAAGAAGUUCAACACCUUCUCAGAGGGAAACUUCAGCGUGUAUGCUGAAAUGUAUGAGAACCAGGCUCAGGUGUUUGGGAAGUGGGGAACCACCGGCCUGGUGGGUCGCCAUAAGUUCUCAGAUGUGACAGGAAAAGUGAAACUCAAGCAGGAGCGCUUUCUGCCGCCACGUGGAUGGGAAUGGGAGGGAGACUGGUUUGUGGACCCCGAACGAUGUCUGUUGACAGAAGCUGAUGCAGGCCACACAGAGUUCACGGAUGAAGUCUUUCAGAAUGAAACACGUUUCCCUGGCGGGGAGUGGAAACCUGCCACGGAGCACUACACAGACGUGAAUGGAGAGAAGGCUCAGAGCCCAGGAGAGUUUGAAUGUCCGCCUGGAUGGACCUGGGAGGAUGACUGGAAGUCUGACAUCAACAGGGCUGUAGAUGAGAGAGGUUGGGAAUACGGCGUCACCAUUCCCCCCGACGAUAAACCCAAAUCUUGGGUCGCAGCAGAGAAGAUGUACCACGUCCACCGCAGGAUGAGGCUCGUUAGACCGAGGAAGAAAACAUCUGACAAAACAGUUGUCACCGAGAGAAGAGAAACAGGGGAAGGCUGGGAAUACUCUUCCCUGAUUGGCUGGAACUUCCACAGAAAGGAGCGAUCUUCUGACACGUUCCGCCGUCGCCGCUGGAGGAGAAAGAUGAUCCCAUCGGACUGCAUCGGGGCCUCUGCCAUUUUCAGACUGGAAGGGGCAUUAGGGGUUGAUGUUGACGAGAAGGCCAGCAAAAAGGAUGCAGCCAAACUAUUUGGUGCCAACACACCCACCGUUUCCUGCCACUUCAGCCGGUCUUACAUUUACCACCUGAGAGUGUACGUUUAUCAGGCGAGAAACCUCUGUGCCAUGGACAAAGACAGCUUCUCAGAUCCAUACGCCCAUGUGUCAUUUCUGCACCUGAGCAAGACCACAGAAGUCAUAAGGACCACGGUGAAUCCCACAUGGGAUCAGACUCUCAUCUUUGAGGACAUUGAAAUCUAUGGAGACCCACAGACCAUAGCUCACAACCCUCCUGAUGUAGUCUUGGAGCUGUAUGACAGUGAUCAAGUGGGUAAGGAUGAGCCCAUGGGUCGCUGCACAUGCCCACCUGUGGUAAAACUGAAGCCCAGUGUGGCCGUCACUCCGAAGCUGCUGUGGUUCCCAGUCACCAAGAAGGGCCGCAUUGCAGGAGAGGUGCUGUUAGCUGCUGAGCUCAUACUGAAGGACAAGGCCAAUGAUGCAGAUAUGCCUCUGCUGCCUUCUCGACGGGGGGAGAAUCUGUUCAUGGUUCCUCAAGGAAUUAGGCCCGUGGUGCAGCUCACUGCCAUUGAGGUUUUGACUUGGGGCUUGAGGAACAUGAAGACCUACCAGCUGGCCACAGUGUCCUCCCCCAGUCUGGUAGUGGAAUGCGGCGGUGAGAUCGUUCAGACGGCUGUAAUCAAACACUUCAAAAAGAAUCCCAACUUCCCCGGAUCUGUGCUGCUACUGAAAGUGCUUCUUCCCAAAGAGGAGAUGUACACCCCACCCAUCGUGCUGAAGGUAAUCGACCACAGACCCUUCGGUAGGAAACCUGUAGUGGGACAGUGCACCAUUGACUGUCUGGAGGAGUUCCGCUGUGACCCAUAUCGUCUUAACAAUGAAGUAUGCAUGUCUGCUACAGUGGCAAUGAUAGCAGCUGCCCAAGGAGAUGCUGUCAUAGACAUUGAUGAGAGGCCCAUCAUGAACGCUGAGGCUCAAGCAGAAAAGGAAGAGGAGGCAGUGGACUGGUGGAGUAAGUUCUACGCCUCCAUCGGAGAGCACAGAAAGUGUGGGCCUUACCGAUCAAAGGGAUACGACACAUUGCAGGUGUAUAAAUCUGAAUUAGAACAGGUUGAAGAGUUCCAGGGACUGACUGAUUUCUGCAGCACUUUCAAACUUCAGCGAGGGAAGACUGAAGACGACGAAGAUGACCCCUCAGUGGUGGGAGAGUUCAAGGGUUCAUUCAAGAUUUACCCACUGCCUGAUGACCCAGGGAGGCCAGCUCCACCUCGCCAGUUCAGAGAGCUCCCUGAGAGUGGACCACAGGAGUGCCUGAUCAGAAUAUAUGUCGUGCGCUGUAUUGACCUGCAGCCUAAGGAUACAAACGGCAUGUGUGACCCUUACAUUAAAAUUACAGUAGGGAGGAAAACACUGGAUGACAGAGACAACUACAAACCAAACACCCUCAAUCCAGAGUUUGGAAGGAUGUUUGAGCUGUCGUGCUUCAUGCCUCAUGACAAGGAUCUGAAGAUUGCAGUGUAUGACUACGACUUACUGAGCAGAGAUGAAAAAGUGGGUGAGACCGUGAUUGAUUUGGAGAACAGACUCCUGUCCCGCUUUAGGUCCUCCUGUGGACUGCCACAGACUUACUGUGUGUCAGGGAUAAAUCAGUGGAGAGAUCAGCUGAAGCCAUCUCAGAUCCUGGAGAAUUUGGCCAAAGUGAAGGGCGUCCCUCUUCCACGCAUCGAGAGAGAUGGCAGCUCACUCUUUUUCUCGGGAAAACAAUACAACCUGCAGGAGUUUGAGGGAAACAGUGUGAUCCACCAGCACUUGGGGCCAGCCAGAGAGAGGCUGUGUCUGCACGUUCUCAGGGAUCAGGGACUGGUACCAGAGCAUGUGGAGACCAGAACCCUGUGCAGCUCCCACCAACCAAAUCUGUCUCAGGGAAAAAUUCAAAUGUGGGUUGACAUUUUCCCCAAGAGCCAUGGCACACCUGGUCCUCCGUGUCAUAUCACUCCACGCAAAGCCAAGAAGUACGUCUUGCGGGCCAUCAUCUGGAACACAACUGACGUCACUUUGGAUGAGACAAGCAUCACCGGAGAAAACAUGAGUGACAUCUAUGUCAAAGGCUGGAUGCCGGGAAUGGAGGAUAACAAGCAGAAAACUGACGUCCACUACAGGUCCCUGGAUGGAGAUGGCAAUUUCAACUGGAGGUUCGUCUUUGGGUUUGACUACCUGCCAGCGGAGCAGUUGUGUGUUGUCUCGAGGAAAGAACACUUUUGGAAUCUGGACAAAACUGAAUUUAGGACUCCUCCAAAACUGAUCAUCCAGAUAUGGGACAAUGACAAAUUCUCCAUGGAUGACUACUUAGGUUCAGUUGAGCUGGACCUGCUCAAUCUGAUCCCCCCUGCUAAGACCCCAGAAAAGUGCAGCCUGAAGAUGCUGCCAGGGAUGGCGGCAUCCAGCUCUUCCAAAAAACCUACACCUAACUCACUCUUCUCCCAGAAGUCUGUGCGAGGCUGGUGGCCGUGCGCCACUGAGCAGAAUGGGAAACAUGUGCUUGGUGGGAAAGUUGAGAUGACACUGGAAAUAGUGGAGGAGAAAGAGGUGGAGGAGAGGCCUGCUGGGAAAGGCAGAGACGAGCCCAACAUGAAUCCAAAACUGGAGCCACCCAACCGCCCUGACACGUCCUUCUUCUGGUUUACAAAUCCUUGCAAAACCAUGAAGUUCAUUGUGUGGCGCAGAUUCAAGUGCAUUUUCAUUGUCACGAUUCUUCUUCUGCUGGUUCUCCUGUUCCUUGGGAUUCUGUUGUACUCCCUACCCAAUUACAUCUCAAUGAAGAUUGUGAAGCCUUUCUCCUAAGAAGAAGAAUCUACAGUCCUGACACUGUCCCUCAGAUAUACGCAUUUACUUUCUCUACUGAUUACUUAGCAGACUGAUACACCCAUUAUAAUUCAGGAAAGUCUUUUUUUAUUUUAUUUUAAUUUUUUUGUAUUUUUGCACUGUCAGUAUUACCUGUGUCUCUUUGUAUACCAGAUCCAAAUAAUCUCUCUUAAAGAAACAAAACAAAAAAAAGGAAGAAUAUGAUUUUAAUAAAUUUAGCAAAUACAGAUGAUUCAUAUUUUGUGUUCAUUCACUUAUUAUGUGGAAACACUAUGUAAUUAAGGAUGCACUUUUAGAUUAGAUUAGAUUUUUUAUUUACCUCCUGCUGCACGGUUGCACGGCAAUAAACUGCUUUUUGACAUUGUUGCUAGGAUACCAAUCUAUGAUCUUUUCCCAAGACAGAUGUUUGUAUUUUGUUUUGGUAGGAAGCAUUAUCAUUAAAAUUGUAUGAUCAGAUACUUUA